This is a messenger RNA of Triticum turgidum subsp. durum (durum wheat), 1545 nucleotides long. Lineage: Eukaryota; Viridiplantae; Streptophyta; Magnoliopsida; Poales; Poaceae. The record is from the annotation of a GenBank genome assembly.
AUGCUCAAUCGGGUGAUGUCGAUGCAGCGGGAAAGUCGUCGCCUGCAAAUCCAACCCCAUAAUGGACCAGCUGAUUCAACGGUUCACAGAAAGGACUCAACCUGCACAGAAGACCAUUGUUCCCAAGGUGGUGAACCACAAUGCCCUGGGCCACAUCUUCCAGAGGAUAUCUGGUGUCAUAUAUUCUCCCUACUGCCAAUGCAAGAUGCUGCUCGAACUGCCUGCGUGUCUCAUGCAUUUAAACGUUCUUGGAGAUGCUAUCCAAACCUUGCUUUCAACGCGAAAGCACUGGGCAUGGAUGAAAGAUCAUGUGGAGAGGAUGAAAUAGUAAGAAAUUUCACCAGCAGAGUUGACAACAUUUUGAAAAAUCACUCAUGCAUUGCCAUCAAAACACUCGAGAUUGUUUUCCGUUAUUACGAUGACAAGGUAUGUAACCUUGAUGGCUGGCUUCAGACUGCUAUUACACCAGGGAUUGAAGAACUCACUGUUCAGCUAUCUACAAAGUCACGAAAGCAUUAUAACUUUCCGUGGUCACUUUUGGCUAAUGAGAAUGGAAAAUUGAUUCAGUAUCUAAAGCUUUCUUGUUGUGCUUUCUCUCCCACUGUCGGGCUGUGCUUGAAAAGUUUGUCAAGACUUGAGCUAUUUGAUGUUAAUAUUACGAGGGAUCAGAUGGGGUCCCUUCUUCACAAUUUUUUUGCUUUGCAACGGAUGCAACUCAAGAAUUGCAAUAACAUAACUUGCUUAAAGAUGCCAUUUCAUCUGCAACAGCUCAAAUACCUGGAAGUGCUUCACUGCAGCAGCCUGAAGGUUAUAGAGAUAGAAGCUCCAAACUUAUCUAAUUUUCAAUUUAUGGGUCUCUGCCAAGUACAACUAUCACUUGGAGUAGCAUUGCAAUUCAAGAAGUUUGACAUGUCCUUCCCCGGUGUUGUCAGUUAUGCAUGCACUAAUCUUUUGUCCAACUUGCAAUAUGUUGAAGCUCUUUCUCUAUGUUCACGUCAUGAGAUAAUUGAUACACCAGUGUUACCUAGCAAAUUCUUACAUCUCAAGCACUUGAGUGUUGAUCUUAAUGCAAUGACAUUUCCGCCGACCUACGACUAUUGUUCUCUAAUAUCCCUUUUUGAUGCUUCUCCUUCCUUGGAGACCCUUGUCCUGAAUGUGUUGCAGAGAAAGAUGUUGCACGAAUCAAUCGUCGGAGAUACAUCAAAUUUGAGGCAGAUACCAGGACACCGCCAUGAUAGGCUUAAGACAGUGAAGAUCAUUGGUUUCUCCUCUGCGAAGAGCGUAGUAGAGCUAACAUGCCAUAUCAUUGAGAAUACAGCGUCACUUCAAUGCCUUACAUUGGACACCACAACAGGACAUCCUUGGCAUAGCUGUUUGACCAACUAUAGUGGAAAGUGCUUGCAUUUGCGCGUAGAUUUUCUGGUGGAAGUUGGUAAAGGGCUCUUGGCUAUCAAGACAUACGUUGAGCCAAAAGUUCCCUCAAGAGUCAAGCUAAAUGUUGUGGAGCCUUGUCGCCGAUGCCAUGAUCUUGAACCGCUGUCAUGA